Molecule: messenger RNA, 360 nt
Organism: Dibothriocephalus latus
Lineage: Eukaryota; Metazoa; Platyhelminthes; Cestoda; Diphyllobothriidea; Diphyllobothriidae
Source: the annotation of a GenBank genome assembly
AUGGUGAAUUACCAGGAGGCACAGCUAGGUCAGUCCUUUGAGCAGGUGGCCAAGUUCUUUGCGGACAAAACAGCCAGCCGGGAGGAGGUGAAUCAGGCCUUUUCGCGACUCAUCCGGCUGGAGAACUGUAUCAGAACGGUGACGGAACGCAUACGGGCCAUGGCCGAAAAGCUGGAAUCGGUGGAGGAGGCCAAGUCAGCGAGACCUGAUCGAUUGGCCACUCUCCUGGAGAACAUUGUCUCCUGGUUUCAGAAUGUGGUAGCGGUGGUUGUAAUUAUAAUUGUGCUGCUGGUGUUUGUGGUCGUUGUAUCGGUGAUGGCGGUGGUGCUGGUGCUGAUUGUCAUGGUGAUAGUACCGUUG